AUGCAAGAUAUAACCACUGUUGCUCCAAUUCCAAACCAUGGGAAACUAGAUUCGUACCAGACAAGUAUGUCCCAUGUUGAUGCUAGAGAAACUGCUGAAUCGUAUGAGAAUCGCAAGGCACGAAAAAGAAAAUGUCGUCAAGAAGAAUGGCAACAACACAUCCAGAAGCAAAAAAGAAAUUGUGGCAAAGCUUAUAUCUCUAGAGGUGACAAAAAUCAACCUGCUAGGGAGAUGGGGCCUCCUUGUGCAGGCAAAAAUGCAUGGCAAAAAUGCACAUCACACAUUUCUUCCACUGAAAGAGAUGCAAUAUUUGUUCAGUACUGGGCAACAGGUUCAUAUGAAAGCCAACGAGACUUCAUUGUUCAAAACGUGCAGGAAGUUCCUACAGGUACUUGCACAUGUAGCAAAAACAAGAAAGGGUCACGUUCAAAAUGCGCAUAUGUUUAUCACAUGCCACUGAAUGAAAGAAAGGUACGUGUGUGUCGGAGGUUCUUUCUAAACACUCUUGGAGUUUGGCAAAAAACAGUGGGCUACACCUUAAAGAAAAAGUAAGGAUUCUUUUGCGCCCAAAACAAGAG
Molecule: messenger RNA, 578 nt
Organism: Patiria miniata (bat star)
Lineage: Eukaryota; Metazoa; Echinodermata; Asteroidea; Valvatida; Asterinidae
Exons: 3
Coding region: 1-552 (183 amino acids)
Source: RefSeq, a predicted model, not a curated record